Messenger RNA from Sinocyclocheilus rhinocerous, 2304 nucleotides. RefSeq names its product tripartite motif-containing protein 16-like. The record is from RefSeq and is a predicted model, not a curated record. The transcript has 7 exons. Gene Ontology annotation, molecular function: zinc ion binding; protein binding. The coding region runs from base 98 to 1738 and encodes 546 amino acids. NCBI's taxonomy places the organism in Eukaryota, Metazoa, Chordata, Actinopteri, Cypriniformes, Cyprinidae.
GUUUGGCUAAAACUGUAGAGGAGCAAAUAUUUUACUUUUGUUUUCUGUCAAAGCAGCAGAGCAGUUUCUAUUAGAGGUAUAAACUAUCUGCAAAGAAAUGGCCGAAUCUGCAGCGUGUCAGUAUGAGGAUCAGUUCAUCUGUUCAGUCUGUUUGGAUCGGCUGAAGGAGCCGGUGACGAUUCCCUGUGGACACAGUUACUGUAUGAGCUGCAUUACUGACUGCUGGGAGCAGAAGGAGCAGGAGCCGCCGUACCGCUGUCCCCAAUGCAGAGAGAGCUUCAGUCAGAGACCUCUACUGAAGAAGAACACUCUGAUAGCAGAGAUGAUGGAGACGCUGCAGAAGACGUCUCUACAAACGGCUGCUGUGGAGUGUGAUGUUUGCACUACAGAGAAGAACAGAGCUGUAAAGUCCUGUCUGCAGUGCUUGGCCUCCUUCUGUCAAACUCACCUGCAGCCUCACUAUCAAUCUCCUGCGUUUAUGAAGCACAAACUAGUCGAAGCCUCCAGAUUCAUUCAGGAGAACGUCUGCCUCAGUCAUGGGAAACCUCUGGAGAUUUACUGUCAGGAUGACCGUCAAUGCAUUUGUUGUUUGUGUAUGACUGACAAUCAUAAAAACCACAAUGUUGUAUCUAUGGAUUCAGAAUGGACUAGUAAAAAGGAAGAGUUAAAAGAGAUCAAGGUGGCGUGUCAAAAGCUGAUCGAGGAACGUGAGAGAGGUCAGCAGGAACUCAGUGAAGCUGUGAAGCUCCUUAAAAGUUCAGCACAAGAGGCCGUGGAGAACAGUGAGAAGGUGUUCACUGAGCUCAUCUGCUCUCUGGAGAAGAAACGCUCUGAGAUUAAAGAGCAGAUCAGAGCUCAGGAGAAGACUGAGAUAGAUCGAGCAGAGGAGCUUCACAAACAUCUGGAUCGAGAGCUGACAGAACUCAGAAAAAGACAAACAGAGAUUGAGAAACUUCUGAUUACUGAUGAUCAGAUCUAUUGUCUGAAGAGCUGUCAGUCUGCGUGUGUUUUACCCACAUUUGAAGAUGUUCCCAGCUUCACUCAACACAUUCAUCUGUCUUUUAAAGACAUUUCAAUCUCAGCAUUCAGAGAGGUUUUGGAGGACGUCUGUCAACAGCAAUCAGCCAGAAUAUCUCAAGACGUGUCUUCUUUAGGGUCUCCAGAACCUAAAACUCCAAAGGAUUUUUCGCAGUAUUUCUGUGACAUUCGCCUGGAUCCAAACACUGCACACAAAUGCCUCAUCCUGACAGAAAAGGACAGAAAAGCUUCAUUUUCAUAUGAAGUCCAGAGAUCAUAUGAUCAUCCAGAGCAAUUUGACUGUUUUCCUAAUGUCAUGUGUAGAGAGGGUUUGUACGGCCGCUGUUACUGGGAGGUUGAGUGCAGUGGGAACGACUGGUCUGUAGCAGUUUCCUACAGAGGAAUUGGUCGUAAAGGACAAAGUAAUGACUGCAGACUUGGGUUUAAUAACAAGUCCUGGAGACUGACCCACUGUCGCCAGGUAUUCUAUGUCAGACAUGAUGAUAAACAAGUCCAUCUCUCUCCUUUCCAUUCCUCUAGAAUAGGAGUGUAUCUGGAUCACAGAGCAGGAACUCUGUCCUUCUACAGCGUCUCUGACACAAUGACUCUUCUUUACACAUUCCAGACCACUUUCACUGAACCCCUCUACCCCGCAUUUGGGAUUGGAGAAAGAUUUAUCAGGAUCAUAGAGCAGAGGAGAAUUCUCAAAUCCCACAAAUAAAAGACAAGCAAAAUUUCCUAAACUCACUAUGUUCUUGUGUACUCUGUACGAUUAAACCCAAGACUGCAGUUCAUCAUUAAGACAAAUGGUGUCAACUUUAGCUUGUCAAUUCGUUUUCAUUUUUGUGUGAACUGAUUCUCAAAGUAAAGCCUUCUGCUGUGACUUUGCUAUUGUGGUUCUGAAUCAUGAUUUUCUAUUUAUUUAUUUUUUUUGUUUGUUGGUGAGGGUUUAUAUAAACAAAUAUAACCUCUGUGUAUUGUCUUUAUAUGUUUGUAUUAUACCCUGCAUGAGCAUAUUAUUAGGGCAUGUAAAUGCGUUCUUCACAUUUGCAUUCUGCCUUCUUAUGGGAAGCAAUUAUAGCAUAUACAGUAUAAUGAAUAUGGUAUGUUAUUUUACAGUGUUUUCACUGUUUUCUUGAAUGAGAUGCAUAUAUAGAGCUUACCUGGAUGUCAUUUUGUGGCAAUUUUGUUUUCCCUGCAUAUUGCUUUAUAUGUAUUAAAUGGGCAUGCAAAUGUGAAUUGUUCUGUUUACAUGCAACACAUUGCUAUAAAAAUAAAAGUAUUGUA